UAUAUUAAUUUAAUAUUAACAUACCUGUAAUUAUUAUUUAUUUUCACGUUUCAACUGGUUUGCAUAAUUUCCUCCUGUAAAUAUUUCUCUAAUAUAAAAUUCAAUUACCAAUUAUGUAUUAUACUCGUCAUCAUUUUGUAUCUUUUCAUUAUAGAAAUUCAUUUAAUCUCUUUUAAUUCGUUUUUAACUCGUUUUUUUUUCAACUAACCCGAGUGGAAUGAUCCCAGAGCGUGUAUGUAAAUACGGCCGUGAUAAGAAUAAUCAAAUUCGCGCUCGGCGUCGCUCGGUGUCGCCGUUUCGAAAUUCCCUAUAUGUGCAGUACGGUUUCUUAUCAGGGAAACCCCUCCAGCGCGGGGCUUCAGUCGCCCACCAACCCUCGGCGAGUCGAUAUCGGACGACGGCGCAGCCGUCUGGCGAGAGAGUGCCGCGUCGCGACGCCGCGCGCCGUUCCGCGAUACCGCGGUGUUUUCGUCAAUGGCUUAUUCGUGAGUGCGCCGUCCGGAGCACCUUCGUCGUGUUCCUCGCGGAACGUUCCUCGAGGAUCCUCGCUUCGAGAAAAGAGCGAGAAGAAACGCCGCAGCCACCGCCGUCGCCGUCGCCGCUCGUACCGUCCGCCCGUUUCCGUCCGCCGCGCGAUGAAAAUGUAGACUGAAGGCUUUUAUGUCGAUUAAUUUUCCACGCCGCCUGGGCUUUCGGUAUAUCGAGAAAUCGCGCAAGUUUGCUCCGCAAGUGUAGUUAAGCGCCGGCGGUCGAGCGCGGUCGUACGCUGAUUAAUCGAGAGAUGAUCGCGCACGAUCGCGGAACGAUUCACCAAGCUCGCGGCGAUCGUGCGGUGUCCGUCGGUGAGCGUCGAGAGUGAAGUGCUUGCGUUAAUCGGGAGGUGGUGGGUCCGCGAA
Molecule: messenger RNA, 896 nt
Organism: Wasmannia auropunctata (little fire ant)
Lineage: Eukaryota; Metazoa; Arthropoda; Insecta; Hymenoptera; Formicidae
Exons: 2
Coding region: 218-652 (144 amino acids)
Source: RefSeq, a predicted model, not a curated record